Messenger RNA from Drosophila montana, 1499 nucleotides. It is a transcript of the gene vib, whose product is annotated as phosphatidylinositol transfer protein vib. Bases 188 to 1009 code for a protein of 273 amino acids. Gene Ontology annotation, molecular function: phosphatidylinositol binding; phosphatidylcholine intramembrane carrier activity; phosphatidylinositol transfer activity. The record is from RefSeq and is a predicted model, not a curated record. Gene Ontology annotation, cellular component: cytoplasm. The transcript has 9 exons. NCBI's taxonomy places the organism in Eukaryota, Metazoa, Arthropoda, Insecta, Diptera, Drosophilidae. Gene Ontology annotation, biological process: phospholipid transport.
UAGUGUUGUGCAUUAUUUAUUCUUUAUCAAUAUUCGGUCACACCUCGUCUGGUCGUCGUGUACAAAAAUCAAUUACUAUUACUGCUGAAACUGAAUACGUUAAGCGUUUCCGCGAGUAAACAAAACGCCAGUCAACCACAAUUAGCAAUAGAAGUUUAAAUCAACGGAGCAAUACAAUUGGGAAAAAAUGCAGAUCAAAGAAUUCCGCGUGACUUUGCCAUUAACCGUGGAAGAGUAUCAAAUAGCACAAUUAUUCUCGGUGGCGGAGGCAUCAAAGGAGAACACGGGCGGCGGCGAGGGCAUUGAGGUAUUAAAAAACGAAGCCUUCGAAAAUUUCCCAUUGUUGGGCGGCAAAUAUAAUUCCGGUCAGUAUACAUAUAAGAUCUACCAUCUGCAAUCAAAAGUUCCAGCGUACAUAAGACUGUUGGCGCCGAAAGGCUCAUUGGAGAUACACGAGGAGGCAUGGAAUGCUUAUCCUUAUUGUCGAACGAUUAUUACGAAUCCCCGCUAUAUGAAUCAAAAUUUUUUUAUACAUGUUGAUUCACUACAUUUUGCCGGCGAUUGUGGCACAUUGAAUAAUGUGCACGAACUGUCGCCCGAUAAGCUGAAAGUGCGCGAAGUGGUGCACAUUGACAUUGCCAAUGAUCCGGUCCUGCCAGCGGACUAUAAGCCCGAAGAGGAUCCGACCACCUACCAGUCAAAGAAAACUGGUCGUGGACCUUUGCUGGGCGCGGAUUGGAAAAAGCGUGUAGAUCCUGUGAUGACCUGCUACAAGUUAGUCACUUGUGAGUUCAAAUGGUUUGGCCUGCAAACAAGAGUAGAAAAUUUUAUACAAAAGUCAGAGCGACGUCUCUUCACAAACUUUCAUCGUCAAGUUUUCUGUUCAACUGAUCGCUGGCACGGUCUUACAAUGGAUGAUAUACGCGCCAUUGAGGAUAAGGUUAAAGAGGAGCUGGACAAGGCGCGACAGACGGGCGAGGUGCGGGGCAUGCGUGCGGAUGGUGAUUAAAUAUAGUAGAGAAUUUUUAAAUAUGUACAUGUAAAAACACAAAACAAAAACUAUGAUAAAACAAACACAAGCAACUGAAUAAUAUAAAUUGAAAUGCAUAAAUAAAUAUACAAACCUAAUUUAAAAAGAAAAUUAAUAAAUAUUACAAACAACAACAAAAGAAAACACCAAGUGUAUAACAACAACAAGAUAAACAGCAAAGCAUAGCUCUAGUGUAGCGCCCGCACAGUCCCUAGCCCCCAGCCCCACACGGCCCCCAACAACAACAAUAAGCAACAAGCAAUAACAACAGUGCCCGUUAGUUAAGUUUUUAUUUUGUAUGUAAAAUGUAAGCAGGAUAAAAACACACACAACCUCACAUACACACACACAGACACAGACUGGACAAUUUAAAUGGACAUCCCGCCCAACCACAAGCCUACCCAAUAAAAGUCACACUAGCGUUAAAUAUAAAAAAUGUAAUCGGAUAAUUAAAAGUUGUUUCCCCGAA